Molecule: messenger RNA, 2003 nt
Organism: Erigeron canadensis
Lineage: Eukaryota; Viridiplantae; Streptophyta; Magnoliopsida; Asterales; Asteraceae
Product: CBS domain-containing protein CBSX6
Exons: 2
Coding region: 423-1682 (419 amino acids)
Source: RefSeq, a predicted model, not a curated record
UCAUUCUUGAAAAACCACACCUAAAUUUCCAUCUAACAAAAAAAAAUUCAAUCUUUUCAUCAUUUCAUGGGCUUUCUUUUAAACCCAAUUUGUGCUACUUCAUGGCCAAUUCUUUCACUUACUCUCACUUCAUUUCAUCUUCUUCACUAAAACCACUUCUCAAAUUACCAAUUACUGCUUUCCACCUUCUUUUAAUUUUCUUGCAUACCCUUUUAUAACUUUAGGCCAACUUUGACUCAAAAUUCCCCAAAGGGGUUUCUUGAUUUCAAAACAAAUCAAUAAAAUUCUCAAAAGGGUCAUCAAAAGUUUCAAUCUUUAUAAUCUGGGCCAAAUUUGACUCAAAAUUCCCAAAAGGGGUUACUUGAUUUUAACACAAAUCAAUCAAAUCCUCAAAAGGGUCAUCCAAAGUUUCAAUCUUUAUAAUGGCAUCAGUGUUUUUGUAUCAUGUAGUUGGAGAUCUGACUGUUGGAAAGCCAGAAAUGGUUGAGUUUACUGAAAAUGAGACAGUUGAGGCUGCAAUAAGGGCAAUUGGUGAAUCAACAGAUUGUGGGAUUGCAGUUUGGAAAAGAAGAUCAAAUGUGCAAAAGGGGUUGUUUGAAAAUGCAGAAAUGAGACAUCAAAGAUUUGUGGGGAUUUUGAAUCCACUUGAUAUUGUUGCUUUUUUGGCUAAAGAAGAUUGUUUGAAUGAUCAAGACAAUGCCUUGAAAACACCUGUUUCUGAAGUUGUUAUUCCUGAUAAUACUUUGUUGAAAGAAGUUGAUCCUGGCACAAGGUUAAUAGAUGCAUUAGAGAUAAUGAAGAACGGGGUGAGGCGUCUUCUUGUUCCAAAAAGCAUAGGAUGGCGUGGCAUGAGCAAACGUUUCUCAAUUCUUUACAACGGAAAAUGGCUCAAAAACAUUGACAGUAAUCCAAACAUCGCCAUUCCCAAUAUUAACCGAACUUCAUCUUCUACACCCACCACCAUAAUCCGUGAUAAAUAUUGCUGUCUUUCAAGAGAAGAUGUUAUCCGCUUCUUAAUUGGUUGUCUUGGAGCAUUAGCCCCUCUUCCUUUAUCUUCAAUCACAUCCCUUGGUAUAAUUAAUCCAAACUACUGCUCCAUUGAAGCAUCAUCUCCAGCAAUUGAAGCCGCCCUUAAAAUUCCCCGUGAACCAAGUGCAUUUGCAGUUGUUGAGCCGACACCUGAUGGUCAACAGAAAAUUCUUGGAGAGAUUUCAGCUUCCAAACUAUGGAAAUGUGAUUAUUUAGCUGCUGCUUGGGCUCUUGCUAAUCUUUCUGCAGGUCAAUUUGUAACGGGUGUUGAAGAUAAUGUCUCUUCAAGGUCACUUCCCGAUUUAACGGCGGCAAAUGGUGCAAAUUUAGCCAAUGGCGGUGGUGGAGGCCGGAUAAAUAGGCAAAGGACUUUUAGUAGCAGGAGUAUUGGGUUCUUUAACCUUAACCCUUCAAGUCAAAGUUUUGGGACUAAUAGGAGCAUGUAUAGGGGUAGAAGUGUCCCUUUGACGUGUAAAGCUACAAGCUCAUUAGCUGCAGUUAUGGCACAAAUGUUGUCUCAUCGUGCAACACAUGUUUGGGUGACGGAAACUGAGAAUGAUGAUGUUUUGGUUGGGUUGGUUGGGUAUGCUGACAUAUUAGCCGCAGUGACCCGGCCACGUACCGGCCCUUAUCAAGAAGCUCAAUCGACUUAGAGUCAAAAAGGUAUAAUGGGUACAUGGUAUUUUGGAAUGCAUCAAGAAUAUGCAUGCUAAGAUAAUUGGACUCAUCGAAUCAGGUGUUCUUUGGUUCUAUUUUUUGCUCGUGUCACUUCAGUUUUGUUAAAGGUCUGUUUGUUCUCGUGUCGGUUAUUGGUUGGGUUUCUUUCGCAGCAGUGUGAGUAGGUUGUACAAUAUGUUGACCUUUACUUGGUAUUUGUUGUAGAUUCACAGUCAUAAAUGUAUGUAUACAUAUGGAGUUUUAAGCUGUACAUUGUCUCUUUCUGGAGUUAUUCUUUUCAUUGACGUUUUUGCAAA